Messenger RNA from Pelagomonas calceolata, 5477 nucleotides. The record is from the annotation of a GenBank genome assembly. Lineage: Eukaryota; Pelagophyceae; Pelagomonadales; Pelagomonadaceae.
GUGGGCUCGCAGCGAUGCCAGCUUUUGCCAGCGAGCAGGUGCCUUGCACGUUGACCUUGUGCGCUCGGACGUCUCCGAUGGCUUUGCUAGUAUCUUACAACCGCUAGCUAGCUCUCACAGGCGGAGAGCACUCGACUGCUUUGUGCAGUUGUCGGGCAGCAGCAUAUCUUAUAAUAGAGCAGUCAAUAUAUUAUUUGCAGCACUGAGCCCCGCGUAACUGCGUCGCUGCGUGCGAGCUUUUUGCCGUAGCAGAGCUGGACUCUGCACCAGUGCUCGGAGCGGCGGGGACGCGUCGCUUUACGCAAGACGUUGUGGCCCGAGUCGCAGACAACUAAAGCAAAAUGCCCAGCCAAAGACAAAAAGCGCUUCGCGCACAGAUUCAGCGCGAGGCCGCAGCAAGGCGUGCCGAGGCCUGUCACGCGGAGGCCCUCAAAAAGGAGGCGGUCAAGGCGAAGGAAGAGGCGGCCCGGCAAGAGGCCGAAGCGAGGACGACGCCUCAGCGGACAGGAGGUGCUUUCGCGAACGACACGCCAGCACCACUGCCUCCGCGGCCGCCGCAGCCCGCGUCGCGGCACCCCGCGCUCCGCCGCACGAAUCCACGCAACGUAGAUACGGAAGAAUUGUUACGGGACGCGCGAGACGAGGGCGAGCCGACGCCUGAAGUGGUGGACGACGUCCGGGCUCCUUUAGCGCUACGGCGCGCGUUACAGCCUCCCAUUAAGCCCUGGGUUGGGGCCGACGGGUGUUUGAUGGCCGUCUGGGAGUGCCGACAAAGCGGCGUCUUCUCGGCCCCCAUAGCCGUCUGCAGCAGCUGCGGGUAUUGCCGGCCCGCGUCGGGUCUAGACGAGCCCUUCGACAACGGAGCACAUUUGUUCGCGGACGGGCUAGUGGCGAACGAGCAGCAGGUUACGAUGUUCGACUGCCGACGCUGCCUGCGCCAGGGCAUUACCUCGCGGCCGUUCGCAAUCGGCGGCGCCGGGCGCCGGACCGCGCAGGAGAUCGAGGUGUGGCAGCCGCCCCCGAUCGAACCGACCGAAGAGCAGCAACUCGAAAUGAAGAAGUGGAGGCAGCUCAAGUACGACGUGAACGACAAAGACUACCAGAAGGGACUCGAGGAGUCGAAGAUUACCGCUGCGGCGGAGCGAUUCGUCCGGCGGGACCAGAACCGGAUGCUGCUUGGUGCCCACGGCGUCCGCGUGCUCGAGGCGUGCAUCCUCGACGACACGUGCAAGAAACGGCUGGCCGCGUUCCGGCGCGCGGCGGCGGCCGAGCUCCCCUUCCCGUUCACCUUCCAGACGGAGGCGGUGGUCUCGGAGAACACGCCCCUGCCGAACGCGGUCGCGGUGGAGAACGUGCUCCGCGCCUUCGAGACGGACGUCGUGGCGAUCCUCGCGCGCGCGUGGAACCGCGAGGGAAGCGGGCGGCUCGAGGCGGAGAAAGCUGCGAUCGAGCUCGCCGAGCCGCUGCGGACGCUCCGCGCGGAGCUCUGCGCGCAACGACGCGGCAACAAGACGGACGCCGACGCCUUGAAUGAUUUCCGCCGCGCCGUGCGCGAGGCCUUGCGCGAGGCCCAAAAGUUUAGGAAGGACUGGGAGCGGACUGUCGGGAGGAGGGAGCACGAGCUCUUGUCGGGCGCUGUGUGGAAAUCAAAUUUCGGACGCCCCACUGCGUCUGCUCGAUGGCGUGGAGGUUCACGAAGGUCUCCGCAAGUAACCUAACUCACUGGUUGAUGUCCACACAGGUCGGGCGGCGUGGACGCCUCCGUCGCGGCGCGCUGGCCGGUGCCGCACUACCGGGCGGCCUUCUCUCGCGACCCGAUGGCGCACGAGCUCCGGCUCGUGCCGACGUCCUUGAAGCUGGCGUCGGAGUACAAGCGAGCGACGCACCGCAACCUCAGACACUCGGAUCGUUGGGCCAAUGUACAGUUCGGCUUCAAGGACGUAGACGUCGUCGAGCGUCUCGUGACGGACGACGGCGAGCUGGCGCCGAUUCGCUGCUGCGGCCGCGUCUAUUGUUACGUAUACGACAAAGGGCCCAAACCGGUCGCGACGUUCCUGGCGCCGCUGCCCGACGAUAGCGAUCCGGCGUUCCGCUCGGUGCCGGCCCUGAUCGCGUCGCUGGGCGAUUUUGAAGGGGUCCCGGACGCGAAGAGGGGCAAGUACAUCGGGAACAGUUUCUCCACGACGCUGCCGACGUCGCGCCUCAAGCGCCACGAGGUCGAGGUUGCGCCCGACAUCUACCACGACGGCCACAACUUUAGCGACGGCUGCGGCCUGAUAUCGCCGGCGCUGGCGCGCGACGCCGCGCGGCGGGCGCGCCACGACGAAAGCGAUGGCGGUGGCGCCAUGCAAGUUAGGUUCGGCGGAAGCAAGGGCAUGCUGGUCGUCGACCCCCGGAUGGGGCCCACGGUGCGCCGCGUGCUGCUCUCGCCGUCCAUGGUCAAGGCGCCGUCGGGCGACCUGCGCCUCGAGGUCAAGGAGUUCGCGUCCAUCAAGAAGGAGGGGAACAUGCUGUUCCUCCAGGUGCUCGUCUGCUUGGAGCACCUGUUGGGCGACGCGGCGCACCUCCUGCACGAAUUGCUGCGCGUCUUCAUCAGAAAGACGCUCAUGUGGACGCCUGUCGACGUGGACGGCAGCGGCGGCGGCUACAGCGGAGACGCGACCGGCGAGCAGCUCGCCCGCCUCUCUACCGCCUUGAAGGCGCUGCAGGUCGUGGACGAGUCGCUCGAGCUCGAGGGCGACGACGAGGAGGACCUCGUCGACUUGCGGCUGCGCGGUCCGCUGGGCGUCGACGGCAAGCCCGAAGAAGCGAGCGUGCUGAAAGCGAUCAGGGCGGCGGUGACGUUCUGUGUGGAAAUCAAAUUGUCGCAACGCGUCUUCAUCACGGCUCAAUCAUGACCUCCACGCCAUCGACGCGAUGUACCCGACUCACUGGUUGAUUUCCACACAGCUGACGUUAGCGAAAAACAAGAUGAGCAUCCCGUGCGACCACCUGUGGCUCGCGUUCUGCGUCUGCGACCGGUGGGUUGGAUUGAAGGAGGGCGAGUGUCUCGUGGCCGGCGGAGAAUAUCGCGGCAAGCUCCUCGUUUGGCGGUCGCCGUGCACGCAUCCCGGCGACGUCAGAAAAUUAACGGCGGUCGCGCCGCCGGCCGGCCUGGAUUGUAGGUCUUUGCGGAACCUCUUGGUCCUCUCCGCCGAGGGCCCGCGGCCCGUCGCGGACAUGAUGGCCGGCGGAGACUAUGACGGGGACAAAAUAUAUUGCCUUGUGGCCGAAGGCACGGCCAGGGAGAUCGUCUUGCGCGUGAAUCCGGUCGAGCCGGCGACGUACGCGGCGCGCGACGACCGGGGCGACGACGCGCUGCAGGCCGCGGCCGCGGCAAAUGCGGCGCGCGUGGCAGAGGUCGCGUUCUCGCCUCGGGCCACGGAGGCGCGGUCGUCGGACUUGCACGGCCCAAUCUCGUCGCUGCGGCUCAUUUUGGAGGCCGGGCCGAUCGUUGCCGAGUCCGCCUUUGCGUGGAAGGUCCUGGCCGACCACUACGGCGCCGCCUCGAAGGAGGCGGUGGCGAUGGGCAGCGUGGCCGCGCGGGCGUUGGACUUGCGCGCGACCGGCGAACUCGAGGCUCUGGGGCGGGACCUUGCCAAGGCGAAGAAUCCCUUGAGGAGGGGCCUCGUCUGCCCGGCCUGGGCGGCGACCGGCAAGGUCCCGCCGUGGAUGAAGAUAGGAACGGGCAAGAACUUGGUACUGGCGGGGAUCUGGCACCAGCUCCAGGUGACGGAAGACACCGUCGAGAAGCGCAUGAAGCAGCUGGCGGUGCGGGACGAGGCCUCGCGGCGCGCGGCGAGCGCCGCGGUGGAAAAGCAGCUCAAGGCCGUGAAAGAGUACUCGAAAUGCACGAGUGUGCCGCAGCCGGAGACCUCGAGAAGCCCCGAGCGCGAGGGCCGCGUCCUCGACGACCUCGCCGCGGCGAAGCGCAAGGUCGACGUCUUCGCGGGCGGUCUCAAGCACGCCGCGGCGCAGCUCUGGUCCGACGAGCUCCUGACGUGGGCGCGCAAGGACCCGCGGCGCGUGAAGAGAUUAGAAAAGGAGCUCGGCGCGUUCGUGGCCGAUUCAAGGAGGACGGCCCACAGCCUCCGGCCGAUGCGGCGCGCCGAGCGCCGCAAGGCGCACGCCGUCUGCGAGGUCUACGGCGUGGGCACGCGGUCCUACGACCGGUCGCCGGAGCGGCACAUCCGCAUCCUGCGCGAGCCGGGCGCGCCGGCUCCAUCAUUACCGGACGUGCUCCUGUCGGAGGCGGCGGCGCUCCCGGCCGUGUCGGUGCUGCCGGAACCGGGCGCCUCCGACCGCGCGACGGGCGCUGCCGACCGCGCGCCGGCGCCCGAGAUCGACGAGCGGCGCGCGGUCGACGACGUGAGCGCCGAGGCGGGAGAUGCCGCCGCCGCGGAGGAGGCCGCGGCCCUGCAGCGCGCAUUGGAUGAAAGUAAGGCGCGCGCGGACGAAGACGCGGCUGCGGAGGCGGCCGAGCGGAGAAGCGCGGAGCUGAUCGUGGCGACCAUGGAGGCGCGGGAUGAGGCCGAAGUGAAGCUCGCGGACGCGGUCGCGCGCCAGCGGGAGGCGGAGGAUCUGGCGCGCGCGACGGCCCUGUCCGCGCGCGACAUUUAUGGUCACGAAGAGAGGAAGGGCGGCGACUCGGAUACCGACUAUAGCGACGACGAGGACGACGAGGCUGCGCCGCUCGCGAUGCUGCAGCCCGGGCCCAUGGCUUGGACCAUCGGCGGCGGAGCGCUCACGUACGCGGCGAGGGCCGUGGAGGACCGGCACGCGGGCGUCGUCUUUUCUACGGAAGAUGUCGAUCUCGAGCGCGCGCUGGCCGCCUCGCUGGCCGAGACCUCGGCGAAGGACGACGAGCUCGAGCGAGCCCUCGCGGCUAGUCGCGCGGAGAGCUGCCGCCACGGCGACGACGAGGAGCAGCUGCGCGCCGUUCUGGCGCUGAGUGCGCGCGAGGCCUCGGCACCGGCGGUCGCUGACGAGCCGGACGAGGUCAUCGACGACGCGGUGGUGGCCGCGUCGCUACAGGCCGUAGAGGCCGACGCGGAGAGACGACGUUUGGCCAUCGACGAGGAGGUGGCGCGUGCGUACGCCGCGUUAGGUGUCGCGCGGCCGCUGCCGCCGCCCGCUGCCGCCGCGCCUGCCGCCGCGACACGCGACGACGCGGCGAUUGCGCUCGUCGGCGGCGCGCCUGCGGGCUACGCCCUCGUCGCACGCUUCCUCUCGCAGCUCGAACGCCCGCACUUAUUCACGAAGUUCCUGUCACAGAACGUCGAUGACGAGGUGCUGCCGUCGCUCAACGAGUCGGACCUCGACGACAUGGCGAUUCCCUCUGACUCGGACGCGGCGCGCGCCAUCCUCGGAGGAAUCCGCGACGCCGAGUUUAUCGCGGGGCUCCGCGUGUAGUUGUGAUCUAAUGUUACUAUGACUUA